GGCAUUUUAGGGAAUUGUAAGUGUACUCAGCUAAGUAUUUAGCUGAUUGCUAGUUGCUACCACAUUGAUUACAAAACUUGUGCCGAAAAAUUUCAGAAUGUAUGCACUAUCCAGCUCACUUGUGCGCUCGCCAGCUCUGCGCCAGGGCCUCCAAAAGGUCGCCGCCAGCCGCCAGGUGUCGCUGAAAGUGGUCUCCGUCGGUUCGACCAACAAGGAUGAAUCGUACUUCGAGAAGAACGAGCGUCUGGGCCGCGAGAUGUCACCCCAUCUGACUAUCUACAAGCCGCAGCUGACCUCCAUGCUGUCGAUCAUGCACCGCGGCACCGGCCUCGCUCUUGGCAUGGGCGUCUGGGGCCUGGGUCUAGGCGCCCUCAUCGCCUCGCAGGACAUCAGCCACUAUGUGACCAUGGUGGAGGGACUACAGCUCAGUGGCGCCACUCUGACGGCCAUCAAGUUCAUCAUUGCGUACCCGGUGGGCUAUCACUCGGCCAACGGCAUCCGCCAUCUGCUGUGGGACACGGGUCGUUUCCUCAAAAUCAAAGAGGUCUAUUCCACUGGUUAUGCAAUGGUCGCCGCCUCCUUUGUGCUCACUGCGAUCUUGGCCCUGCUCUAGAUUUCCUUAUUAAAUCUUUAUUAAAUUCUAAUUGCGAACAUGUCUUAAAUUUGUUAAAUGCAUAAUAUAUGUACAGUUUAUUUAUACAAAUGUUA
Molecule: messenger RNA, 708 nt
Organism: Drosophila grimshawi
Lineage: Eukaryota; Metazoa; Arthropoda; Insecta; Diptera; Drosophilidae
Gene: SdhC
Product: succinate dehydrogenase cytochrome b560 subunit, mitochondrial
Exons: 2
Coding region: 98-613 (171 amino acids)
Biological process (GO): mitochondrial electron transport, succinate to ubiquinone; tricarboxylic acid cycle
Cellular component (GO): membrane
Molecular function (GO): succinate dehydrogenase activity; electron transfer activity
Source: RefSeq, a predicted model, not a curated record